Molecule: messenger RNA, 34435 nt
Organism: Caenorhabditis auriculariae
Lineage: Eukaryota; Metazoa; Nematoda; Chromadorea; Rhabditida; Rhabditidae
Source: the annotation of a GenBank genome assembly
AUGGACGGCAACUGGCUGGCGCUGUUGCUCGAACGCAACAGCGCCGAUCCGCUGGUCCGACUCAAAUUGGGCGUUCUUCUCCAGGAGGAGCUCCGUCAAAGGGGCGUUCCUCUUCACAACAAGACCAUCCACGAGUUUUGCGAUGUCGUCUUUCAGUGGCUCGUCGCCAGCAACUUCAAGGUACCUCUUUAGGGGUUUUUUCGGAGAUAGAACCUGAAAAAAGUACGUUUUUGAUAAUUUUCUAAGUUUACUAGGACUAUAACGCAACUCUAACGCCCUCCGGAGGUUUUUUUUUUCUCGUUUGAACCGUCCCUUUCCCGAUUUAGCAAUGGAGCGCGAAUGCCCUACCAUGCCGCGGCUGUUUUUUCUUCACUACAGAAAUUUUCAAAAUCACCUUUUCUGUCAAAUUUCAAUCGAUUUCGAAAAGAAAAAGCUUGAAAAUAACUGAGGAAGGCCUUUGGAAAGCACAAUAUACAAAAUUCUACAGGUCUCCCUGGUGGCUCUGGAAAUCCUUCAAACGGGUCUCGACGUGUCUGGCGACGUCUUGGCGCCAUACUACUUUGAUCGAUUGUCUUCCAUAGUUGAACGGUUCGAAUAAUAACCAAUUUUCAUUGAUUUUCCAUCAAUUUUAGACUUGGAGAUUCGAAACAGCCGGUUCGCGACGCGGCAGUUUACGUGUUGCUCACGUUGGCUUAUUUGGAAAACUCUUCCCCCAAUGUUGGUUUUUUUUUCCGUUUGGUUAACAAAAAGUAGUUUUUCAAUGAAAACAAAAAUGAAAAUCCGAGAAGUCGUACUUCUGGCAAAACUAUAGAGGCUCGAGAGGACACUAAAGUGGCCACUGAACCCACCUCUAUAGUGGCCACUAUCUUCCGUUUUAGUGGUCACUAUAGAGGCUCUCUAUUUAGUGGCCACUUCAGUGAUUUUUCAUCCAGUAUUCCUUCCAGUCUGAUAAUUUUAAAACAAACAGAUUGGACCAGUUAUGUUGAUCCAUUGACCCCUAAAGUGGCCACUAAAAUUUUUAGUGGUUUAGUAGGAGCACUUAGACCUCUAUAGUGGCCACUAACUUUUAACCUCUUAAGAGACCACUAAUUUUACUACUAUAGUGGCCUCUAAAUUUUAACCCCUUAAGUGGUCCCUAAUUUGAUUACUUUAGUGGCCACUAAAAGGUCAAAACCCUAGACUGGCUACUUAAAAUUUUUCCACUUGCUGAGAUGCGUCAGAGUGGUCCUUAGAAGGAUAAGGGGAAAAACCCCUAAAGGGAUGACAUUUAGGUGGUCCUUAUAGAGGUGUAGGCUCUCACCCCCAAAUCCCUGAAGCUCAAUUGGUCCCUAUAGUUUUUUCUUACCAUUUUUGUUAUGAUUUGAAGGACAAAAGGUGUUUAAAAACGUAAUAUGCUUCCCUAGAGUGGUCACUUUUGCAAGCUUUAGUGACCCCUUGAGGGGAAACUUCAAAGGGUCCAAGUAAGCCCUCUAGGGAUCACUCUGACGUUUUUGAGUGCCUCCGAUUUGCCACGUUAUAUCAAAAUAUCUUUUAUAAGUCGAAUGAAAAAUGCUGGGACAGUACUUAUUUAGGAGCGAUUUGAAGGAUUUUGAGACAGAUUUCAAAUUUUUGUGGUGUUUUUCGAAAAUAUUACUCUGUUUUUUCGUCUCCUUUCAAUAUCGUUUUCUGCAAAUUUUGAAGUUUACGGCUCUUUUUAUUUGAAUUUCAUUGAAAAGUCUCCAUUUUCUGUCUUUUAUUUCCAUUGAAAGGGCUCAAAUUACAUGUUCAGAUUCUCAUGGACCGACUGAUGGCGGGAAACAACGGGUUCAGCCACAAGCAAUGGCUGGUCAAAGUCGGCUGCCUGCACAUCUUACGCGAAUUUUUGAGCUCAAGGUCCAUUUUUUCUUCUUCAGAGCUUUUAAACUUGAUUUUUCAGUUAUUUCUCGAUAGCUGGACAAGUUAACGCGUUGAUUCCAAGGAUUUGCCAAAUGACCAGCGAUUCCAAUUCGGAAGUGAGAAUUUUUUUUCUUGAAUAAGAAAAUUUAUUUUUUCGCGUUGAGAAAUGUCAACAGAAAGGGUUUUUUUGGAGUUUGAAGCACACAUUUUUUCUUUUUAAAUGUCCAAAAGUUCAUAAAAACUUCCCCGAUUUGAUAUGAACUUAAAUAAUAUAUUUUUCUUGCCGCCUCGACUUUCCACGGCCGCAUUUGGAAUGGCUAAAGGUGUUCUUGUCGUUUUUAAGAUGCUCCCGACCAAAAAUGACUUGCGCUUAAAGUCAACAAAGGUCAUUAGAAGAAGCUACAAGGUUUCAGUUUUGAACCUCGACGCUGUGAGCCAUUCCAAAUGCGACCAUAUGAGGUUCAAAUAAAUGCCUUGAAGAACAAUUUUCACUGUGGUUUUUUUUUAAGUUUCCGUUCUUGUUUAAAAUUUUACGUAAACGACAAAAAUGGAAAGGAAAUGAAUCCAUUUUUCCAUGUUGUUAAACAAAAAAUGAUCCAAGAAUUGCAAUUUUUCCUUCGGAUUCCAGGUAAGAGACGCGGCGACAAACACGCUAGUGGAUAUUAUGGUCGCCGGAGGGCCGGCUACCGUCGAAAUGAUCCAAAAUUCGCGGCUCGUUCCUGACCAAAAGUUGGUUUUUACUGUUUUUUUCAGGUUUUAUUGAUUUUUUCAAAUCUUUGAAGAAAUCUUGAUUUUUCUUCUAUGGCGGCUCUGGCCAAGCUUCUCCCAGAGCUUGAUUUUUCGAACCUUCAUUCAUUAAUUUCAGCAAAUUUUUCUUUAAUUCCUUCUUUUUAAGUUUUAAAAACUGUUUAUUGCAUCUUCAAUGUAACAAUACAUGGGCAAUCGACUUUCAUUGGUUGAACUGUGUUUAAACGGCGGCAGAAGCUGUGUGGCUUAGGUAGAGAAGUUGUGGAUCGGAAACUAUUAAAAAAGUAGUUUUUUAUCAAAAUAUCACCCAAAAACGUCUCGAUUUUCCAAUUUUUUUUUAGUUAUACACUUAUUUUUAAGCCGAUUCAUUCCAAAUGAUAAAAAUUAUUGGCAGUCCAGAGCUUAUAUUAACUGUCUGAAAGUGUUGGAAAUUAGCUUUCUAACUAAUUUGAAACGUAUUUAAUGGGAGAAUCAGCGGGCUGGAUAAGAAAGAAAUGAAUAUAAUUUUCGAAAGAAAAAAACGUCCUCCACACGUGAUCUUUUCAUUAUGGGGAGAACAUAUAUUUUUAAAAAACGGUUUUUUUUUCCUACAUAGAGAGAUUAUGAAAAAUGAAAAGAUUGAAUUUAAAAAAAAACCGUUUAUAGCAUUUUCAAUGUGAGAAUACAUGUGCAAUCGACAACUAUGUUUAAACGGCGGCAGGAGCUGUGGCUUAGGCAGAGAAGUUGUGAAUUUCGCUCGUAGAACAUCAGGUACAAGAGAGGUCGUAGGAAGAGUUACGGUGCCGGCUUUCCAAAGGCCGAGGGCAGAGAUUGAGCCUUUUCGCUGCAUGCAGCUCCCAAUUUUAUCUACCCCGGAGGGAUGGAAGGCUUGGUCGACCUCGGGGGAACUCGAACCUACGACCUUGCGGACGUUAGAAAUGAGUCUUACCAGCUGAGCUAUAACCCCCUUUUUUUCUUUUUGAGUGUUUUCUGCAAAUUUCGUAACGGCCUAGGUAUCUUGAAAAAUCUAUAGACCCUUAUUAUAUUUAUUAAUAACAAGGGGAUUUCUUAUCUUUCAAAAAUUGAAAAUAAAUCUCUGUUUGGUAUAAAUUUUUCAAAAAUAUCUUAAUUUAAACUUCAUUGACUAGUUUCCCAAUUUGGAAGUCUAAAGCUGAAAAAUCGGUUGAAUUAUAUGAUUUUUUUACACGAUCACGUUAUCAAAACACUUUUUCUGGUUAAAAAAAAAUUGAUUUUUUUGAUUUUUUUCAAAACUCUGUACUGAUUUUUUAAAUUUUUUCUCAUUUUCCUUUAAUAGGUGCUUUUUUUUAGAACUGAAAUUUUUUCCUUAGAUUUUUGAUUUUUUGAACAUUUUUUCUGAUUUUUGAUUUUUUCAACACUAUUUACUGAUUUUUUUCGACUAAUCUUUCUAAUUUUUCCCGUGUUAGGAGCUCUCUUUAAACUGAAGUUUUCCAGUUUCGUAGAAAAUAACUUCAUAUUUUUUUCAGAUUUUUAGAUAAUUUCAAUGACAGUUUGGCCCAUUUUGAGCUUCUCCUACGUUGCCUAGUUUUGUUUUCGAGAUCCCAGUUUCUUUCUGAAAAUUCACCAGCUAAAAAUAACAGAGUUCAUCCUAAAAUCACAACCGAAAACCAUACGUGUUCCUACGAAAACCGUCCGCACUUUCGAGACCUAUGCAAAUGAGGCGAAGGUCAUCCUGCCCACGAGAGACAACUGCAUUAAUCCUCGCUCUCUUCUUCUUACGCUCCAAUUAAUCAAAACCCACGUUUUAUGUGUAUUUCAUCGUUUGUACAGUUCCCAGGUGGAUCUUAAUAAGUUUCUUGAUUUUCAAUUUUCCAGUAGACUCCUCUUUUUUUUAAGUUCAUACUCAUGGAAAUUAGCCUCAAGGUUUAUGAGUACCUUGUGAAACGGGUAGAAUUUGGGGCUCUUUAACAAUUUUUUCUUGAUUUCCAGUUUUUCAGAGAAAAGAGAAUUUUUCAAUACUUUGGCUAAUGGAAAAUUGUUUCAAAAGUAGUCUUAAUUUUUAACUAAACUUUCUGAAACGGGAAGAAUUUGAAACUCUGUAACAUUUUUUUAAGAGGACCACAUUUUUUGGUUGAUCCAAUUUCAUCAUCAGUUUAUUCAUUUUACAGUAAAUUUUAACUUGAAAAUCCCUUCAAAAUGUGUUUUCAGUCCUAUUUAGGUUCGAUUCUGGAAGCUUAGAAUCAGCGAACAGCUUAAAGAGUAGGGAUUCGUUUCGAAAAUUUCUUUGAGACGUUCAUCCCUCUUUGGAAUAAACUGGCUACAUUGGGAAACCUCAAUGUUUCUCCAGAUCGUUUCAGGUCUUUGUUACUAUCCCUCGAUAACAAUUUCCUUUUUGGAUCUAUUCCCAGCAGACUCCGUUGAACCAGGCACCCGUGCUUCAGCCCUACUCUUAUCCAUCUUAUGCGCGUCUAUAUCAUUACAAACAAUUCAAUUCCCCAUUCACCUGUGCUACACUGUGUCAUAACUUAUAAUGCUUUCUUUUCUAUUCACUUUUUUUACCUUUGUGCAAUCCUUACCUCUUAUUCCUUCAUUACUGGCUCAGAGGCUCGUGAGGGCCUCAAGUGCCUUUUAUUUAUUUAUUUCAGGCUUAAUGCCAAAUUUUUCUCCUUUUUUCUCUACGUGUUAUUUUUGUUCUGCCUGUAAAUAAAUAAUAUUAUUAAAAGAACACUUUUUUUCAAAAAAAUAUCCACUGAAAUUCAUUUUUUUCAAAAACUUUAUCGACUUUUAACCCACUAAAACCUUCAAAUACGCUCCGAAAAAAACAGCUUUGUUAGAUUACAAAUUCUACAAAAAAAGCAAUUUUUUUAUCAUUUAAUUUUUUUUUAGUUUUUGUCUGCUCAGAGAUUUCUGAAUUUCAAAACACCCUCCAAAAAAGACGCCGCUCUGACGCACAAGUAAAUUAGUCGAAAAAUUUGAACUUUAGCUUCUUGACUGUUCUCAAUUUUCUCGAAUCUCAAAACACGCUCUAAAGAAGACGCCCUGACGCACUACUGCAAAUUAUUUGGUUAAUCAACUUUCUUUUGCUUCCAACGACUUAUUUUUGCUUUUUCAACAACUUUUUUUGGGUUAAAAAUUCGGAAUCAACGUGAAAAUCUGCUUGGAACAUGGAAGAUUUCAUUCAGAACGGAGUGUUAGUGUACCUGUACCUGUCCCAAGAGCUGAAAAUCUCUUUAGAAAUUAUGACUUUUUCCAGAAUGACAGUGCUCCUACAGCGAUACGAAGCGGCUGAGAAGGACUUGCCGCCGAGAAAUGGAGCUGAUCCAGCUCCGAUAGCUCCCCAACGGAGCAUCAUGGCCAGAAGAUCUCUGAGGGCGCCAAUGAAAAUCAACUUUCCGACGAGGCUUUCGACGCCUCCGAAUUCCGUGGUUCGAUCUACGAAUGGUGAUUUUUCUUUUUUUCAAGUUUCUGAGAGUCAUUUUUUGACUGAUAUAUGUGAUACCUCGUAUGUCGUACCUUUCACUAUGAAAAUUCGGUUUCUGCGCACUGAAAUUUCAAUUUUUUGGGAAAAUUUUUAGUGGCCACUUUAGGGUUUUGAAGAUUUACUGGCCACUAUAGUAGUCGAAUUAGUGGCCACUUAAGUGACUGAAAUUGGGUGGCCGUUUUAGCCACUCAGACGCAAAAUAAAGGCUUCUAUUCAGGGGGUUUGAGUGGCCACUUCAGUGCCUUCUGCAAGUGGUCCUUGAGGAACCCCUUAAAUGUCCACUAGAGUUUUUCCAGUUAACACAAGAAGUUCGCUUGAAAACCUUGAUUUGACGGAAAUUUAAUCAAUUGAUUAUACCUUCAAUUAAAUAAAUAAUGAAACUAUAUUACAAAAAUGCUAUAAAUAUACCGUAAAAUAUUUCUUAAAUAAUCUGGAAAAGUCAAAUAUUUGUAUUUCAAGCCUCAACCCCAUUUUAAAAUUGUAGUUCAAUCGAACUUAUUGGGAAAAGUUGAAAGGUCAGGGAUCUCUGAAGAAAAAUGGGCCUUGAAAAAGAUAAUAAUGAGCGAAAUUAAGAUAUUUUUUUACGAGAGAAAAAGUUUUGAAAUCUAAAAAAACAUUGAACUUUCCCGAUUUUCUCAAUUUUUGAGCGUUUUUCUCAAGUUUCUUACCUUUCUUCUUUCGAAAUAUCAAUUUCAAUGCAUCUCAGAAAGUUUUAAAUCAGUUUUCUUCAAUUUUACGUGUAUUUUCAACUGAACUAUAAUUGUUUUAUACAAUAAAACUCAAUAAAAUAGUAACCACAACCACUUUUUCCAUCAAAAACCAACCAUUCUUGCCAUUUUUCAUUGUUUGUUACAACGGACACGAAUUUGCCCACCUGUCGUCGCUUUGUUUGAUCCAAAUAGGACAAAUUCCCUGUAAAACAUCCAACUAGACAGCCACUUGGCAAGUCCUUUCGCAGUAGGGCGCGAUUGUGAUUUGCGCGGCAAAUUAAAGACGUUUGAAAUUUGCGUAAUUUCUGAAUCAUCAUUUUACGUUUUUUUUUCUGUUUUCUUUUGGAUUUUGCGCUUUUUUACUGUUUUCCGUUGGACUAGAGUUUUAUUCGAAGUAAACAAGGGUGGGACGAGUAUUAAAAAUCAGUUUUUCACAAAAUUUUUGUGAAAGGAGGUUGGUUAUUUGUUUAUUUAUUUUCAUUUGUAAUCUGUUGUUCAAGAAUUAUUGCUCGGAUGAUUGAAGGUCUCGGAGAACCUGAAAAAGCACUGGAAACUGUUUUUCGCUCCGAAUAUUUCUUUGAAAGUCGGCUAUGCUCCUUUAAUCACCCAUCAAUCCUUUUUUCAAUAUAGGAUUCUUGGACAAAUUUUUCGAAAAUUGUGAUUUUUCAAAGAUAAUUCGGGACCGUUUCAUUACGGCUCCAGUUGAAAAAUUUUGAAAAGGGAACAGUUUUUGAAAAAAUAUCACAAAAAGUGUUUUAAAAGAGUUUUUUUCUAGAACCUCUCAACUUUUAAUUUUCAAGCCAUUGCAAUGAAUCAAAUUCCUGACACUACCAUAAAAGGGCAAUAGUUGGCGGGAAAGUAAUCGAAAAAUGGCGGGAAGAAUUGCCCCGUCGGGCUGCCUUCCAGUAUAAUUGGGCUUUUCUAUCGAUUCUUCCAUUCCGACGCAUCUUCCUUCCAGUUUUUUUUUGGGCUCUUUUUUAUGUUUCGGAUGUUUUUUGAGCUCUUUUUUUCGUGUUAUGGAAUAAUUUUUAGGCUAGGAGACAGAAAAAAAUUCGUAUCUCUGAACGAGAAAAUGUUUCGGAAAGAGAACGAUUUUUUUAGAAAAAAAACUUUUAAAAAAAUUAAUUUUUGCUCUUUUUUUCUCGAAAUCAUUUGAAAAUUGGUUCAUAACUUAACUUCAAGCUUUUUUUAUAGUUUUUUUACCGUUUUUCAAGCUUCUAUUAUAUUUUUUUCUUCAUCAACUGUCUAAUUUCAUUUUACCUACUGGAAUCAAUAUUUCAUCAAUUCCUCACAAAAAAAUCCCCGGUAAAUCAACUCAAAACUUAAUUCCCAAUCCAAUUUCACGUCUCCCAGUGCGUGACGGUCGAAUCUCAAUGCCAUCGACAGAAUAUCUUGAGAGAAAAAAGGUCCCCGCCGCCACCGGCCAACCCAACACAUAUUGACUUAUCUAUCGUUCCUCUUUUCUUCCUAUCGAUUUCUUCUGUUCUUGGGUUUUGAGUUUGAAAGUUAUAUGAGGAAUAUUGAUGUUCAUUGUUUAAUCUUGCAGUAGAAAAUGAGAAAAAUUGUUGUUUUUUGAAGUUUUUUAGUGGGAAAAAUGAGAGAUAACGUAUGAAAGCUCCCAGUUUCAUUGAAAUCCAAGUCGAAUCGAAUUUUCAAACGAUAUAUUUCUGCAAUUAUAGAUUUUUAGUAUUAGAUACGGAAUAUAUUAUAGAAAUUCAGUUUUUUUUUGUGUUUCCAAACAAAUUUAGAUAUAUUGAUCGAUAAGUCGAGGUAAAUUGACUUUUUCUACGAUUUUCAUUGGGUCUUUUAUGUUUUUUUAUAAUGGAUUUUUUUAGUGUUAAAAAAAUCAGGCAUAUAUUAGAUUAUAUGUGUCCUUCUUACAUGCUUAAAGUAAAAUUUAUAUUACUCGAUUUUAAAAAAAUGUCUUCUUUUUAAAGAUUUAUUCAAAUUCUUUCAACAUUUUUUUAAAAAUUUUUCUAAAACCCUUUCUGGUGGUAUGAAAAACACCAGCGAAAAUUCAAACGGCGACUUUUUCCGAUUUUUUUCAUAUCGCUAGGUAACUUUCCGACGGCCACCUUUCCGACGAAUCUUUUUUUCCGACUUUUUUUCUCGAUAAAAUCUUCGUUUUAAAUCUUCCAAUAUAAAGUAGGUAGUUGUUUCAUGAUUAAAAACACAAAGAAAUAGGAAAAAUGUUUAUAGAUGUUUUAUAAACCGGAAAACUUGAGGGAAAAAAGUCGGAAAAAGAUUCGUCGGAAAGGUGGCCGUCGGAAAGUUCCCUAGCGAUACGAAAAAAUCGGAAAAGUCGCCGUUUGAAUUUUCGCUGGUCUUUUUUUCAUACCACCCCCUUUCUGAUCGUUUUCUCGUUUCUCCUGUUUCUUUUAAACUUGCUCAAGUGUUUAAUUUGAUUAUAAUCGCAAAUGUGAAUCAGAAAUUUAUAUGAAACCAGUUUUUUUAUUAUAUUGCGAAACAACGGGAUCACCUAUAAAUACAGAUCAACUUUUUCCUUUUAGCGAUUUUUGUGCAGGUUUCGGAGUUGAUUACGUAUAGUUUGGUACUCAAAACCCUAAUUUUCACGAUGAUUUCCUUAUUUUUCUCUUUUGAAAGUCUCAUUAAAGUUCAGUUUCAAGUGCAAUUUUAUUUAGACUCCAUUAAAAUAAUUGAAAAAAGGAAAAAAAAACUGAAAUUUUUGACUUUGAAAACUAUUUUUGGCGCGAAAAGGAAUAUAUGCUCCAUUGAGAAGGCCGGCCGCCACUCGGAUCUUUUUUUUUACUUUUUUUCUUUUUUUCGUCGUUUUUUGCGUUUUUGAUGUUUUUGGUCGGUUCUUUUCAUAUGUGACGAACAAUUUGUAUAAUUUUGAAGCAAGGAAAAUGAUCUUGGUGGUGGAAUAAUUGAAAAUAAAAAUAAAUCUUGUUUGUUUUUUAAAUAUUUUUUUUUCUAUCAUCUUAUCCUUUAUAUUUUGGUUUAUCAUUCCAACGUAGAGGUUUUUGAGGAAUCCCUAUUUUUUGAUGCGAUAAUAGAUGGUUUAAGGCUAUUUUUUUCGGAAUAAUCUCAUAUUUUCAAUUUUUUUAAUCAACUUUUUGACAGUUUUUCUUGAGAAGAUAUUUUUUCGGCAAAAGUCUAUAGAGACGAAGGAUCAAAUUCCAGAAAAUAGACUAUAAAGAAGCUUUGACUACUGAAAAUUUCAAUCCGAAAAGUUUUCCGAAUGAUAUAUUCCCGAGGGGAAUGAAGCGGUGUCCGUCAUUCGCCGACUUUUUUUCAUUUCUUUGUUUCCAUCGAUCUUUCUUCCAUGUUUUAAAGCUUAUAAUUUGUGAAAUUGGGAAGUUUCUUUUCUCGUAAUUAGCCUUUGAAGGGUUUUGAAUCGAUUUGUUCGUGGAAGUGGAGAGAGACCGAUAUGUAAACAAAUGAGCGGCCCUCACAAGUUUUGCCGAGUUCCUUGAGCUUUUUGGAACUUUUCUUCUGUCUGUUGCUAGUUUUUGUAGGGAGUCCAUGAGCACAUAGGGAAGAGAGAAACAUUAGAUUGAAAAAUUUUGAACUAAAUAAUCAUCAAAUGAUACAGAGAAGUGAGUCUUUAGAUUCAAAAAAGCAGAAAAUCUAAGGGUACUCAUGAUUUUACUAGUGAUCGGAGGAGUAUAAAAUCGAGAAAAAGAAAAAAAUUUUUUGAUUAGAUAAACUUCAUUUUUUUCAAGUUCAAAGUUGAAAGCUGAAAUUUGUAUUUUAUUCAGAAAAUCAACACAAAAUGAAUAUUUUUCCCUUUUUUCGAAUUUUUUUUUUGGUUUUUUUAGUCCAGCUAUGACUCAAUAGUGUCUCACAUGAAAAGUAACCGAUAAAGUUUAUUUUGAAAUUUUUUUUUUUUUUUGUAACAGAUAUUUGAUAUAAUUUUUGCAAAUUAUCGAUGAUAGAAUCAAUUUUUUUCUGUUCCACUGCACACAAAAAUAGUUGAAUUUUUCACUGAAAUGAGUUUUUUUGAGAUUUUUUUCAAGCGUUUAGUUGAUUAUAAACAGGUUUCUUUCCAAUUCAUCAUCAGUAUUUUUUUAAAGUUUUUUUCAAAGAAGCAAUUCGAAAAAAAUUUAGUUUUUUUGAGGCUCUUGAAGUAUUCAGUUCAUUAUCAACAGCUUCCUUCUUGAUUUUUUUAAUAAAUUAAGAGGUUUAAUUUGACUUUUUCUAGCCUUUUCUAAGAAUCAAAUGGAGAUUCUUGUACUCAAAAAUGCGAUAAAAGUUGUCAACUUGAUAUUUUUCCACCCUCCAAUGUUUACUAUUAUUUUGGCGUUCGUUUUCGCUAUCGUCGCAAAAAAAAGAACUUUUUUAUCUCACGCAUGCAUUGGAUUGCAUUGCGUGACGGCCCACAAAAGGCUCUUUUCUUCCCUUUUUUUUUACUUUUUCGGUAUGACGCAUCCCGUUUUUUGGGGGAUUUUGGGACUGUUGGGAAAGUUUUGGGAGUGUAGAUUUUCAAGUUUGGUCCUUUUUUGAACAGGUUUUGAUUUUUUGGUAAGCUGAUUAUUUAUCACUCUUCUGUUUUCAUUUAUAAUUUUUUUUUUGAUUCGAAGCCGGCGGAUAGUUGCGAAAUUAACAGCAAAUCUCUGUUAAAAAUAUUUUUUUAAAGAAAAAACACAUUUUUUUAAUUAAAAAAAGUUCUGAAAAAAAAGCUGAUUAAAGAAGUGAAUGGAUUCCUAAAUUUCUAUUUUUUUCAUAAAAUUUAUGGAAAAAAAAUGGGCCGGAAGACGAGUUUUUCUAUAUGAUUUUGUAGUCAUUAAGCGUUUUUUUUUCCAGCUAUUUUAAAUUUUUUCUUGUAAAUUUCAAAUUUUUUUUUAAAUUUGGCGAUCUGAACUGUACGUUUUAAUCAAGGUAGAAACUGGUCCCUUAUAGGGGCAACCUUGAACGCUCCCCUCAAGGGACCACUAAAGCUUGAAAAAGUGGCCCCUGUAGUGGACAUGAUAAUCGAUUAUUGAGAAGCAUUUUCAUGCGGAAAAAAUUAAUAAAUCAGCGUUCAUAAAAAAAGUGAAGGAUUGUUUAAGCAAGUUUGUCUUUUUUUAAUAUUAAAACUUGAGCUAAAUUUAGAAAAAAUCCUUUAGGGACCACUUGAGCUUCAUAGCCUUAUCAGUAAAACCCUCAACCCCUAUAAAGGCCCCUUUUUUUGUCCCGUAGAAUGAUUUUUCUCCCGGAUCCCUCUAGGGAUCACUCUGACGCUCCUGAGUAGAUUUGAAAAUAUUUUUUUAACUUUGUACUUUUUUUUUUUUAAAAGUGAUAGGCUUUUUUGUGCCCCUCCAGUACACUUUCCUCGCUUUUUUUCAUCUUUUCCAAUUUUUCCCCAUCAGAAAAGACGAUUUCCAGGCGGUCUCCACUCGCCGUCGCCUCAAUCGAACCUCACCGAGCCGAACUCGCCGCUCUCGUUGAGCAUCGCCAGCUCGAACAGCAGCCGAAGCCGAUCGUUUGGCCUCACCUCCGAGGAGUCCAACUCCGUCCGCAGAAGCAUGUCGUCAGUGAGGCGACCCACGCCUGCCAAACCUUCUGGUUCGGGUUUUUUAAAGUGUUUUUGAUGAUUUUUAUUGAUAGGAUGUAAAUAUUUCAAAUAAAAAUAGAAGAAAAAGUUUUUUUUCGCAACCUUAGGUAUCGAAAACUCGGAACAAAAAGCAGGGAGUACAAAAUUUUAACUUUUGAAAUGUUAAACUUUGAUUUUUUACGCUCCUGUUUUGAUUUUUUUAAUGAUAAAUUGAUUAUAUUCUUAUUGAAAUUAACGGAAGAUUUUUUUAAUUUAGAAGCCAUUGGUGCGAUAUUUUUGGUUGGAAAAUCCAGGCAAUCUAGUUUUAAAUAUAAAAACUUGAAACUUUGACCUUUUUGCUAGGUUUUUUUACAAAUAAAACAUGAAGAUUUUUGAUGAAAAAGUAUGGAAAGAAAAUUUUCAAUUUCGAAGCUUCAGGUGUCAUUUUUUUGUUAUAAUUUUUUUGAAGAGUGAAAAUCGGAAUGUUUUUUUGAAUCUUUUAACCCCAUAUGUGAAUUUCCAUUUUAAAAACUGUUUUUUCUACUUAUUCAUAAUUUUUUCAAAAUACUGUAGCUUCAAAUUUAAAGAAGGUUUAUUUGAGCUUUUUAGAAUAUUUUUGAGUUUGUUUUUUUGUUUGUGGAAAUCUACAAUAUUUGAAGGAUAAUUUGAAAACUUCCGAUUUAAAGUACAUUUUUCCAAAAAAGAUGGCUGCAUUUUUAAGUGCCCUCGAAAAAAUACGUAAAUUUACUAAUUUGUAACCUUAUUUCGCAACUUUCGGUGAACUUCCCCUAAAAGUUUGAAAUUAACCCGUUUGAUAACCUCAUUAACCGAUAAAUUGCCGUGUUAGGCCUCCCUCAACCGAUUUCCAAACGACGCUCCAGCACAGGUACAGUUUUCUGACGUGUUCAUUUGGGCAUUUUUGAACUUUUCCCUUGAUUGAAACAAAAAAUAUAAAUUUUCUUCAAGGGAAAAGCUCAAAAAUCAUCACGGGCCUUUUUUUAACCACAGUUUGGAGUGUUUUUUUUUCCGUACACUUUUGGUUUUUCAUUAUCGAAACUAACAUUUUUCUUAAGAUUUUUGUGAAACAAACGUUUUUCAACUUAUGAGGUGAUUUUUGUAUGUAUGAACUAAUAUUUUUCAUUGAUUUUUAUCAGAUUUCCGAUGCACUUUUUGACCAUAAAUUGGAUUUUUAUUGAAACUAGUUUCUCACUCUAUGCCAAUGAGUGCAUUAUUUUUCAGUGAAUACUGCAAAUUAACAUUAAAUUGCCUAACUUUAACUAUUUUUUUGAGGAGAAAAUGAAAAAAAUAGAAAAAAAUUUUUCAGCUUUUUCUGUCUUAAAGUGUGAUUUCUUAGUUUUCUUUUUUCUGAAUAGACUUUUUAUCGAUAAUUUUUAUUAUUUUUCAAGCUCAAAAAUUCGUUUCGUUUCAGAUUUUGCCUCGGGGUCGUUUGAGUAUUCAUUAAAAAUUAUCAUUUUUUUAAGUUUCCCCUUUAGUUUCAAAGCUGAAAGCUUUCCAUUUUAUUUUUUUAUUAUAGUUUUUUUCACUUGGUUUUUCAGUAUCAUUGAAAAAAAUAAAAGAUAUGUUUCAUUUUUUUCUAAAAUAUCUUCGGAAGAAGAAAAAUUUAUAACUUUUUUCCAGGUACGGUCGGUGCAGUAAAUGAGGACGACUUUAAAAAGGCGUUCAGUCAGGUCCCGAAAUGCCAGGUUUUUUUAAAAUUUUAUUAUUUAAGGUUCAAGGUUUCCACAGGUUUACGUGGAGAAUGAAUAGAUUUUUUUUUACGAAUUUAGUAUUUUAAAAUCUGAAGUUGGUAUUUUUUUGACUUUUAUAAGCUCAUUUUUUUCACGUUUCUUAUCUGUUUUUCUUGUAGAUUAAUAUUAUUUUUUUGUGUAAAAUUUAAGAUUUUUUUAAAAUCUGUUUUUUUGAGCAAUUUCACAUGAUCGAAGAGCUUUUUUUCGUACUCCCAGGAAAUUUUUUUCAGUUUAACCUUUUUGAAUUUUUAGCGUGAUUAAGUAUGUUAUUCAGCGUUUGUAUCUUAUUUUAAGGAGUGUGGCGUGGUCAAAGCGAUUUAUAUAGACGUUUUUUUUUUUGCGUAUCUAAUCAACUUUUGAGGAGCUUAACAUGGAUAGUAGGAUUUUGUGAGGCUUAUUUCACGUUUUGAAACUUAUUUUUAGGUUUUAAGAUGAUAAAGUGACUUUUUGCGAAUUUUAGCAGAAUUCAUAUUUUGUAUUGAGAACUCUAACAUGAUUAAAAAUAUCUUUUGAGGCAUUUUUUUUGCAUUUUCAAAUUUUUUUUUUCGGAUUUGAACAUGUUAAAAUGUUUUUCCUUAUGUUUUUGAAGGAUUAAUAAGAGUUUUUUCUCCCUAAAAAUAUAAUUUUCUAGGUUUUUUCACCCCAAGACGUCGUACAACAUUGUGAAUCGGCGCGGGCGAUUCUGGAAAAAACGGACGAAGACUGGUCGAAACGGGUCAAUGCUGUCAGUUCCAUUGGAAAAUCAUCUCAAAGACAAAAAAUCGAUCGAUUUCAGCUGAAACUCGUCCGAGCCGUCGUCCUGAACGGAGGAAAAGAGCACGAGAAACAGCUGAUCUCGUCCCUGUUGCUCCUGUGCGACGCCAUGGAAGUCUCCAUCAAAGACCUGAGAUCCCAAGUCUGUCGUGAAGCUUGCAUCACUUGUUGGUGAGUUGGGGGAAUCGUGGGGGUUAAAUUUCAACGGAAAAUGUUAGGAUUUUAUCGGAUUUAGUGGAAAAUGAAGUGGUUUCAUGGGUUUUUGUUGUAUUUCCUGCGAAAAAUGAUCAUUUUUUGAGCGUUUUGAGGCCUCCUGGAAAGUUUUAAGAAUCCAAAUUAUAUAUAUAUAUAUAUAUAUAUGGGGGAAUCGUAUGAGUAUAAUUUCAACGAAAAAUGUUAGGAUUUUAUCGGAUUUUAGUGGAAAAUCAAGUAGUAUCAUGGAUUUUUAUCGUAUUUCUUGCGAGAAAUCGGGUUAGAAGUUGGAAUUUUGAUUUUUGAAUAUGAAAAUGAGGUGAUUUUGGGCUUUUAAGGGGUCGUAGGAGUCAAGUUUGAACGAAAUUAGUAGGGAUUCCAUUCGUUUUUGUUGAAAAAAAAAAUUAGUUUUUUGGAUUUUCUCUGUAUUCCUUGAAAGAGCUUAUAAUUUUUUGAAUGUUCUGAAGUUUUUAUAGCUUUUGAGAGAUUGUAAGAAGUAAUCGUGAACCGAAAAAGAGAGAUUUUUCGUGGCAUAUUUUGAGCAUUUUGAAGCCUUGACACCUUUUCUCAAGCAAAGUCGGAAUUGUGGAUAAUGGCCGCUAAAAGGGAGAGGCUCAAAAAAGGCCGCAGAAAGGCAGCAAAAAAGUCCAUUUAUCCAGCCUCCCCUUUUUUUGGGCUUUUAAAGGCUCAAAAAAUGGUGAGAUAGUCUUUUAUUGUAUUUCUUGCAAGGAUAAGUCAUUUGUUGAAACCUUCGGAGUUUCGAAAGCUUCUGGGAAACCGUAUAAGUCAAGCUUCAACGCAAAAAAAAAAAUCGGACUUUAAAUGCUGAAACUGAAAAAUGAGGCAGCUUCUUGGGUUUUCCUUAGUAUUUCUCGUGAAAAUUAAUCUUUUUUUAAAUUUUUGAAAUUUUGAGCUUUGAAAAAUGAGAUGAAAAAGGACUUUCAAAAAAAUGAAAACUUCAUGGUUUUUCGGCCGAUUUUGAGAUGGUCGAUUUUCAAUUUGAAACAGUAUUUUUGAAAUUUUCAGAACGAAAGAUUUUUAGAAAGUUUAUUUUUGUUAUCUUUUUUUCGAUAACAUUUGAAAUUUUUGCAUUUGCAGCUACCUCCUGGAAGAGUUCGGAAUGUCUCUGUCCCGAUUGGGCGAGGCCGUCCUGCCCCAAGCUCUGGCCCAAGUUCCCGUUUCAACCAAAAUCAUGUCCACUUCGGGAGCCACUCUGGCGCAAUUCGUUGUUCGGGUUCGUUUCGGGAAAUGAUGAGAAAAAAAAAGAGUUAUAAACAAAGAAAUUUUUUCAUUUCGAUAGUGUGACGUUUAAAUCAGGAACUGAUGAUGAUAUACAGAUUUUACAAAAAAGGAUAAUUUUUGGAUAAUUUUAAAGAUCUGUACAGUACGGGCGGUUGUGAACUGGAAAAAUAUUUAGUGGUCACUAUAGGAUUCUGAGGUUUUAGUGGCCACUUAAGGGGUCGAUGGAUCAACAUAACUGGUCCAAUCUGUUUGUUUUAAAAAUAUCAGAGUUACUGGAUGAAAACUACUGAAGUGGCCACUAAAAAGAAAACCUCUAUAGUGGCCACUAAAACAAAAAAUAGUGGCCACUAUAGAGGUGAGUUUGGUGGCCACUUUAGUGUCCUCUCCAAGUACUCCUUGUCGAGCCUCUAUAGUGGCCACUAAAAAUUUUCCCAGAGUCUAAAAUUUUGAAAAUGCCUUUAAAAACUUUUCUAAACCGAAAAAAGCUUCAUUUUCACUAGGAAUUUACAAAUUCUUUUAAAAAAUAACAAAAGACUUUAAUCUGAUUUUUUCCAAAUUUUAAAUCUUUGAACACGAAAUUCCUUUUCAGAACGUCCAAACCAAGCAAAUCUACCAGACUGUCGUCAAUUCUAGCUCCUCCAAGGCCAAGGAACUCAGAAAGUUUGAAAAUUGAAUACAAAAAAAAAAAAAAUUGAAAAAUGCUUUUUCUAGGCAAGUUGCCAGCUUGGUUCUUUUGAUGCUGACGACCUGGGACCAGACGAUUUUGCAACGUCAUAUGCAGUCGUUGAUCGUCCUUGUCAAGGUGAAUUCCACCUUCGGAAAAAAAUCGGGAGGAAUCAAUGGAAAUUUUGGCUUGUUUUCGAAAGACUACGGAACUUAAAAGGACUGAAAUUGAAGAAUUGGGGCUUUUCAGGCACCUGCAGUUAAAAAAAAAAAAAUCCCAAGUGCGUAGGGGAUAUGAGAAAAUGAUAUUUUAGGCAGUUUUUGAACGGUAAAAAAAUCAAAAAAAAAAUUUUUUUUUUCGAUUACAGUCAACGAAUAAGCUGUCCAUAUAUUUCUACUGACUCAUGAGAAUAUUUUCCAUCUCGAAAAAUAGCCUAUACAGAUCCUAUGGUAGCGAAAAAUUAACCAAAUUUCAACUUUUUAAGUUCAAUAAAACUUUCGAAGCGAAAUUUCUUGAUUAAUUGUCUGAAAAAUUGGUAGAUUUCUUGACAGGGAACAACAGAAAAAAAGCUAGAACCGGAGGAAUAUGAAGAGAAAAAUAAGUAAAAAAAUAAGGAUUUUUUGUUCUUGGCGGGAAAAUUGGUUCAGUUUGGAAAUUUUUAACUUUUUUUUUUUUGAAUUCGUGUAGUCAUAUUUCUUCAAAAGUUUGUAAAAGCAGACGAUUUCAAAGGUUUUUAGUUUUUCUAUCAUCAUUUUUCCAUGAAUGAAUGAAUGUUUAUUUCGCUCACAGACAGAUCUGUGGCGUGGAGGAAGAGAACCAUGAAAGUUAUAUUUGCCUCCACUUCGAUAAAGUUCCACUUAAAUCUAAAAAAAUAUUUUUAGGUCGAAAUCGAAGAGAAUCAAAAAAAGAAAAAGUAAUCUAUAAACGAGUUGAAUCAUUAUGUGAAAUUUGCAGCUUCCUUAUCAAAAACCAAUUUUUCAAACAACUUUUAAAUCUUCUUUGGUCAUCCUCAAAAACCAUAACUCUGUUUAAGCCGUUCCAGUAUUUAUACACGCGUUGCGUAAUAAAGUUAUAGUGAACAUGAUGGAUUGGUGGUGGUUCGAGUUUAAGGCCGUUGCCUCUCAGUUGGUUUCGUCUAUUUGAUAUCGUUUGUAAUUUGAAUGGAGAUGGACACCAAUAAUAGCCAUAUAUGAACUUAUGUGUAAUUAUGAUAUCUUUUUCGCAGACGCCUUGUCCAUAGAGUGUCUAGAGAAAGGGAUUUUUAGUCUUACAGCAUAGGUUUCUUUUUGGGAGAAGCCGUUUGUUGAAUUUUUCUUUUGAACCGAUUCUAGCCUGUUUCAUGUCAGAUUGGGUCAGUGGAGAGAAUAUCUCCGAUCCAUACUCUAAAAAUUGGUGAGAAUUUUUGGCUUUAUAACAGUUCAUAAAGUUUUUUUAACGGAAAAAAAGUGAAGCAACGGAAAAAGAUUAUUGAUUAUACGAAUGCUUUUUUUGACUAUUAUGUCGAUAUGAUGAUGCAUUUUCAGAUCGGAACUGAAAUUAACUCCUAAAUCUCUAAUCACCUCUUGUUUGGGGAUGGAUUCCUCUCCUAUUCUAUAGUCGUUCCAGAUUCCCCUUCUCUUACCAUACCGCACAUAGACGCUUUUAGAACUAGAAAUAGAUAGUUGCCUUUCUAAAAGCCAGUAUCUUAUCGAGUUAAUAUCGGAUUGCAGCUUGAGGUUAUAAUUAUCAGUUUCUGAGCUUAUGAAUAAUUUUACGUCAUCUGCAUAAAUGAGCAUUUUGCUAUGUUUUACGACACUAGUUAUAUCAUUUAUGUAUAUCAAGAAAAACAACGGUCCUAAGCAGCUUCCUUGUGGAACCCCAGACAACACCUCGGUUUCGUUGGAUACCUCAUCAUUAAGGCGGACAAAUUGAGUUCUAUUUGUUAAGUACUGUGAAAACCAUUUGUGUAAGCGACCUACACACCCAUAAGCUUUUAACAUUUUAAUGAGCCUCCUAUGCGUGACUGAAUCGAAAGCUUUACUAAUAUCUAAAUAAACAACGUCCACAUUCUGAUUUCUACUGGCGCACUCGAUUAAAAACUUCUGUUUUUGAAGAAGUUGCGUCGUUGUAUUUCUAUUGUUGAGAAAGCCGUACUGUGAAUCAGAGAGUAUAUUGUUGCUCCAUAAGUGAUUUCUUAAACUUCGGACAGUAAUAGAUUCGAAGACACGACAUGGAACGCAUGUUAGGCUCACAGGUCUGUAGUUUUCCGCUUUUUGAGGGUUUUUUUUUUUGAAAUUUAGUCUAACUAUUGAUUUCUUCCAAAGAGAAGGCAAUAUUGAGGUAUCCAAUGACUUCUGGAAUAUUAAUGAUAAAGGCAACGCUAGGGGAAGGGCAAGUUUUUUACAUAAAAUUGAUGAUAAGUUAUCUGGUCCGGAUGAGUAAAGAGGUUUUAAUUUUUUCAGUGCUUCAUAUACAACAUGAGGUUCUACCAUCUGUUUUUCUAUUGAGAUUUUUUUUCGAAAAAGAUUAUUAUCCCGUGAUUUUUUGCGAGUUUCGAAAUUUUCACUGAUUUUCUUAAAUUUCGUUUUCUUUUUCAUUCUUUGACGGUAAUUUUGGGGCUCGGAAAGCUUCCUGGAACACGGCUUUGGUAUAGAAAUAAAUAGUAUUUGGACGUGAUUUGUUUCAUUCCUUCAAAUCGCUUCUUUUUCGAACUUUUUUGAAGCAGUUUUUAUCCAAAGGCAAUUUUCAGAGUGGAAUUUGUGACGCGGACCCGGACACGAGGCAAAUCGGCAGAAAUUGCUAUCACAGGAUGGAGGAAGUCUUCCCGCAACAGGCUAAGGACCUCUUUGCGGUCGGUUUUCGGAACUUUUUUCGAGAAAAAAUGGAUGUUUACUGAUGUUUAACUAUACUCAGGGAUUCUAGAGUGGUCCCUAUAGGGGUUAGGGGUUGAAAAAGUGGCCCUUAUAGGGGUAAAAUUAAGGUGAUCCCUAUAGGGGUUUAGGGCCUCACUUUUUAGUCCCUAAAACUUAAGUGGUCCCUAUAAGGUUGUCUCAUUUUUAUUUAAAAAAACGCUUAUUCAUUCAUUUUUUUUCAUAGAAAGGCUUCUUUUAGAGUUCACUUGCUGAAACCUCUAUAGGGACCACUUUUUGCAAGCUUUAGUGGCCCCUAGGUCGAUCAAGUGUUCCCUAGAGGGGUCCCUCCAAAGGCCUCUAAUGUUGCCCCUAUAGGAACCACUCUGGAGUUCCUAAGAAAUUUUAGAGGUCAAUUAGGUAAAUGCGAAGACGGAAAGAUUGAAAAUGAGGAGUUUUAGCUUAGGAGCUCCAAAAAUCAUUUCUGAACCUUAUUUAAAAAAUAGCCUUCAAAAUUAUACCGCCAGAGCAAAUUUUCAAUACAGAACUUUUCUCCUUUUCUUGUUUUUCACUGUUUUUUCACAAGACUUUUCGAAUUUUGGCAAGUUAACUUGGAUUUUGAAUUUUUCCUCGUUCAGUCGCUGGAGCCGAUGCGACAGAAGCAACUCGGCGGCAACGCGUCCGCGGCAUCGUCCUCGCAGUCGUUGAACAGCGACCGGGGUGCCAUGCCUUUGAACAACCGCCUCGGAACUCUCGGCGUCAGGAAUAAUGGUGAUUUUUAGGGAUUUUAGGGAUUCGAGCUGAAUUCCCUGUUUCAGCGUUCCUGAACCAAAGAUCCUCGUCGGCGAUCGACCCGAAGAGCGUCCGGAUGGGAAUGACGCCGCUCCGAGGGGCCCUCAAUAGACCCAGGCCUGGAUUCCCGGCCACUUCCUUCGAUAGAUCUCCUGGCGGAAGUUCGUCUUUUGUAAUUAUUCAAAGAAUCAUAUGCAUUCAACCUAAGUGACUAUAUCGCAGCGGGCUGCAGGCGAUAUAGCUAAGGCUUUUUUCUGCGAUAUCGCUAAAGUCUCGCCGCGAAAUUGGUAAAGUAUCGCUGCGAUAUCGUCAAAGUCUUGUCAAAGACUUGCUGCGACAUCGUCGAAGUCUCGCUGCAAUAUUUUUAAAGACUCGCCGCGAUAUCGUGAGAGUCUUGCUGCGAUAUCUUCAAAGUAUCCGUGCUAUUUUGUCAGAGUCUCGACGCGAUAUCGUCAAAAUAUCGCUGCGAUAUCGCUUUUUCUCAGAAAUUUUAAAUCAAGAAGACAAACGUUCGCUUUAUUUUUAAGUUUUAUGAUGAAAUAAAUCAAAUUAAAAAAAACUUUUUCAAAGAGCGUUAUAGCGCAAGAAAAUUGCAAGGUCGCACAGGCGAGCGAUAUCGCUCGCGGCAUAACAUUACUCUCGCUGCGACGCAUUUCAUAAUUAGGAGCGUAACUUUCAAAAAUCGAAAAAAUAAAACCACUUUCCGGCUUCAAACUGAGAAAAAUUGAUGGUUAAUGGAAUCCCUUGCUGUUUCAUCAGCGUUGUAGUCUGUAGUGCGAUUCAUUUUGAAAUAUACAGCAUUUUUUUGGAAUAUUGUCUAAUAAGAGGGCUUUUAAGAGUUGAACACGUAUAUUAAGAGAAAAAAAUAAUCAGAACCGGAUUUUUCCUUUCUAAAAAUUUAUUUUUUUCUGGUUAUUUCUGACUUUUUAUCAGAUAAUAGGAUCAGACGUAUUUGAAAAACGUAAAGGUUUUUUUGGAGCAUAAUUUUCUUUAAACUCUUUUUCGAGAUCCACUCAAACAUAGAUUUCCAAUUGCCGAAACUAUAUAUUUAUUCUGAAAAAAAAUUUGCUUCCAAGUAUAAAUUUCAAUUAUUAGCCAAGUGAGUCUUUUUUUGCUAGAAGUGAAGGAUUCUAAAGAGUAUGCUCCGAAACCUCCCGAAUUUCAGCCCAAUUCGCUCGUCCCGGAAUUGGAAUCCCUUCGAGAGGCGUCGCCGGGGCCGCGAGACCCGUCGCCACGCCGACCAAAAAGAGUUCCACUUCUUCACAACGUCAGAUUUCAAAGAAAUUUGAGAAGUUUCAGCUAGAAAAAGUUCUAAAAUGCGUUGGAUCAUCAGAAAUUUAAAAAAAAUCUUGAGCUUGAUGAAUCUUUGACACGAUUUUGGGGCUUCAAGUGGGCACUUGAGAGGUGCUACUGGACUCUCAAGGGGUGCUCACAUCCCUUAAGUGAUCACUAAAAGUAAUUUCGUCAAGUUAUGGCCCUCCUUGAUUUUUUCGCUAAAAAAAAUGAUGAAAUCGAAAAAAUCAAAGCUUAACAAGGUUUUGAAACGAUUUUGGUGCUUCAAGUGUACACUUAAAAAGCGCUCAUAACCCUUAAGGGAUCCCUUUUUACGGAAAAAAAACUGAAGCUUCACGAGGUUUUGAAAAGAUAAGGCGCUUCAAGUGGGCACUUAAGGGAAAUUCGUCGAUUUGUGGUCGAUUUCUAAUUUUUAUCUUGUAAUAAUUUUUGAUAAACACAUUUUUCUUUCUUUAUCGUAAUUUGAGUCGUAAAAGUAAAAUAAAAUCGAAAUUGAACCUAAAAUGUCAGUCAAGUGGUCACUAAAUUGGUUUAUUAAACGGAGAAUAUUUAAAUUUUUUUGUUAGAUUUUUCCUAUCAAGGAAAAAUUGUUAUUAAUUUUUUUAGGUAACUUCCCUUAGAAAAAAAUUGUAUUUCAAUAAAGUUGCUCCACUUUUUUUUUGAUUUUUUUGAAUUAUUUUCUCCUUUUUUUAGCCGGAUCUCGGAACGGUUCGCCGCCAAGGAGUGCCGAGCACACGAAUGGAUCCAGCAGAGUCCCCAGGACUUCUUACGGUUUUUCUAUUUUUAUAUCUCUGUUUCAAUGGGAGAUUUAGUAUUUUUUUCAGUGUUGUGUUGUCAAUUUCGUCCAGUCUUUUACAUGAUAAUAAGCCUUAAAUUUUCAAGAUGUUUUCUCCUCUAAGUGAUUUAUACCAAUGCAAAGGAAUUUUAUAGAUUUAUUUAUUGAUUUAAAGAUCGAAAAAAAUCUUUCAAAUCCAGUUUCAGAGUAAAAAUAUUAUUUUACGAUUAAUUUUUUUCCUUUUUUUCUGUGAGAGAGAAAAAGUUAGCGCUGAUACUGCAGUAGCUUCUUAAAAAAGUAAUAGAAUUUUCGUUUUUUCUUGGUGGAUUAGGGAAAAUCGGUAUUUUUUUCACCUUAUCAUUGAGAUAAAAUCAGUUUCAAAAUUAUUUUUUUAAAUUUUUUUCGGAACCAGGGAAAUUUCGCAGUUUUUUUGACUAAACCGUGAUUCUUUUAAUGCCUUUCUCGAUUUAGAGGAGCUUUUUGGAGCUUCAAAUUGUCUUAAAUUUCUUGAAAUUGCGUUUUGACUAGGGAUGUACUGAUAAGAAAAUCAGGGAAUAAAAAAAUGACAAAAUAACUUCAAUAAGUGUUUAGGAAACGAUAGAAGGUCGGGCAGCGGUUUGGCGGCUUCGACCUUUGGAAGCUCCGCUUUUGAUACAAACAAAAUGGUUCGGGCCCUCAGUGAAUUGGUAAUCAUUCAUUUGAAUCUUAGUUCAAGCGAAAAUUCCAUAACUUCUCCCCCCAAAAAAAAAAAAUUGCAAAAAGUUGAAGCAAAAGUACCGUCUUUCUUUUUUUUUAAAUCAGGGUUGUAUGGAAAUUGAAUAUUGUAUUUGGAUUAGGCUGAAUGAAAAAAACUGGUUUUUUUCAGAAUCAAAAUGCGGACGACGACUUCUUGUUGCCGGUCAGGGAGCAGGAAUUCAAGUGAGUUUGGAGACCAAAAAAAAAUUUUUUUACCGACUUUUUUAAAGAUAAACGCUGAAAAGUAGCCGCUUUUUCAAAAUUUUGAGGAUUUCGAACCAGAAAAGGUCGAAGAAAACUCGUUUUUCAGGAUCGAAUUUUGAAAUUUUUGAAUUUGAAGCUCCAAUUUAGCAUCAAAAAUCAUAUGAGUUGGGAAUUUUUUUAAAUUCAGAGUUUCUAUGAAUUUAUUUCUAGUUAAAAAAAUUUGCAUUGAUAAUUCCAAUUUUUUUUUUUUGUGAAUUUUUUUCAAAGCCUUUUCAUAACUUUUUGGCAUUAUAUUCAAGCCGACUUUUUUCAAAAAAUACAAUAGUCAAUUUUUGAAAAAUUUCAAAUUUUUUUUGCCCGAUUCAGGUUAAUUUUCUCAGUAUUUGAUUUAUAAAUUCAAAGAAAUCAUCAACUUUUGCCCGAUUCAGAAUCGAAUCGGCCCGAUUGGAAAGCGCCUUGAGGUCAACGGUGGCGACGGCCUCGAUCAACGACAGGAAAGAAAGUCUCCGGGUACUCUCCACCAUUGUGACGUGAGUUUGGAAAGUACGCUCUGUUGAGAAUCCGCUCAGAAAAUCAUCGAAAAUAGUAAAUUUUUCGUAAAAUAUUAAGAAGAGUUUUUUCCAAUGAAAUUUGAGGACUUUUGGUCAAAAAUUAUAUUUUUCUCAAAAGGGAUAAAUUUUUUAUUUGUGUAUCUUCAGAGAUCCGACGUUGCCCGAGCCAGACGUAAGAAAAAUUGGCGAAGCUCUGGACAAAUUGGUCGCCGAGGGAAAUGUUCAUGUGAGUUUGAGAGGCGCAGAGAAAAUGAGAGAUUUAUGACAUCAAUUAAAAAAAAAAAAUUGAAAUCAAGGGUUCUAGAAGGUCAUUUUUUAUAGUUCUAUCGUUGAAAUGACGUCAGUAACAUAUGGUCUUUUCAAGUGACGUCAUAGCUCUCGAAUGAUACGACGUCAUUUAAAAUAUCUCUCUGGAGUUGUAGUCUUCUGAUUGGCUUGUCACGUAAUUAGGGGGCGGAGCCUAAAGAAUACCUUGAAAUUCGAAGUAUUCAGGAGGACAUUUGGUGACGUCAUAGUUGUCCAAAGAAAUGACGUCAUUUUCCUUGAGGUUCCUGAUUUUUAAGAAUGACGUCAUAGAUAGGAAUAAGAAAAGGCGUAUUUAAAAAAAAAGGUAAAGAAAAACUUUGAAUGUUCAAAUUUGCAUCAGAAAUAGUUUCAAUGACGUCAUUGGACACUUUGGUGACGUCAUCAUUAUCUUUGUCAAAUAAAACAUUGAGCUCCUGUUCAUACGCUUUCCGUUGUAUUAGGUAUAUCUAUUGGAAAUGAAAAUUUAAAAGUCUUCGGAAAGCCUAUGAUGACGUCAUAAUAACCUUCAUAAAGUUGAUUGUUCAGCUCCUGGUCAUACGGUUUCCCUUUUAUUAAUUAUAUCUAUUGGAAAUGGACUUCAAAAAGUCUUCUAAAACUUUAUAAUGACGUCAUGAAAGGAUUUGAUGAAGUAUGACGAUAAUGACGUCAUAAUAACCUUAAAAAGCUUAAUUGUUCAGCUCCUGGUUCAAGCCCUCGAAGCGACGGCGUCUUUCGUAAGAGUCCACCAUUCAAAGCUUUCUUCCUGGCUCCCCAUGUUCCUGGGACGCCUGGUCACCAAAAUGAGCAACAUGAUGUUGCCUCACUUCAAAGUGACCUCUCAAGAGGCCAGGAAAACUCUAAAGGGACCAUUUGCAGACGCAGUACGCGACGACGAAAACGGCGAUUUUGUCGUCGUUCGACCCGCAGCAGCAGCUCACCGCCGUGUGUAAAUACAUCACCGAGCCGACGAAUAUGUUGGCGCCGAAGGUAAAGGGUAAAAAAAAAUGAAACAGCUUGAAAAAUUGAACUGAGAAUGAGAAUAAAAAAACGGAUUAAAUGAGCUAAAAUAGGUUUAUGUGAGCUCAAAAUGAGGCAAAAUGUGCCCAGUUGAGCUUCAAAAAAGAAAAUUGAGGUCUUGAAAGUUUUAAAUUUCAAUAGUUUGUCAAGUGAGCUCAAAAUGAGACAAAUCAUGUUCAGUUGCGUUUUAAAAAAAGAAAAUGUUAGUUUUCAAAGUGUUGGUCAUGAAAAGUUUGCAUAAAACUGAUUAAAGAAGCUCAAAAUCAGUCAAACUAAAUCAAAAGGUGCUCAGUUGAACCUCAAUUAAAAAAAUAGCCAUUUUAUAAGUUUUAAAUGGGGAAAGUUUGACAAAAAGCGGCUUAUAUGAGCUAAACUUGGUUUUUGUGAGCUCAAAAUGAUGCAAAAUGUGCCAAAUUGCGUUUCAAUUGAAUAUACUUUGAUUUUUAAAGCUCUAGAUGGGAAAGUUUUGCUUAAUAGCUGUUCAAACGAGCUAAAAUAUGUUAAAUCGAGCUCCAAGUCAGUUAAAUUAAGCCAAGAUAAUUCUAGCUACGCUUUAAAAAAUUUAUUGAAUGAAACAUUUUUUAAAGUUUCAAGUGGGAAAGUUUUGCUUGAAUGGAUUGAAAUUCUAAGUCUUGGUUGAAUUAGGCUCAUUUGCGCUCCAUUGAGAAUAUUUCAGCUCCAAAAUACCGGUUGAACAUAGUAAGCCUUUAAAAGAUCAUUUUUGAUCGAGAAUUGAACGGACAAAUUUAAAAAGGUUAAAAAAGGGACAUUUGAUAGUUACUGUGCCAUCUACAGAUAAAAUUAGAACGCUCCAAACACAUUUUUCCAGGCGAAGGCGACGAUCCUGCAGUAUCUGGACGACUUGCUGAAGACCUACAUGGAGCACGGAGCUUCCUAUAAUUCUCGAGAAGUUCAAGGAACCGUCAAGAAGAUCUUCCAGUGGCUUGACGAUCAGAGAAGCGCCGUGGCUCAUCCGGUGAGGAUAGGAUAAUAUUUUUAUCCGUGGAAUAUUGUUCCUUUGGAGCUAUUUUUACAUGAUUUUUGAGAGUUUUGAGCUAAAACGCGCUAAAAAAAAAGAGUUACCUUAGAAUUUGCUGAAAAUUAGAUGAGAGGUACUUUAGAGCGUCCAGAUUCUCACUGAAAUGAAAUUUAGAAGAUUUUCGUUUUUUUUUCGAUUUAUUAAGCUCCAAAGAUUUGGAAACCGAUAUCUUAACUGUAAAGCUUGACUAGAAAUCGGAGACUGUGAACUUUUUUUUUUUUUUGGAUUCGGUGGCCUAGGACUUCUCUCAAGAAAGAUAUUAUUUUUUGUGAAAAUCUAAGGCUUUUUCUUUUUUUAUGAGCUCGUGAAGCUGAAUACUGUUCUUCAAACUCACCAAAGCCAGAUUUUUAUUCAAUUUUUCUCACAGCUCUGCGAAGAAGUCCUCUGCGACCUGUUCGCCGUGAACGCGGCCGACUUCUCGAUGAUGUUCACCUCCUUCGACCCACAAUAUCGCGACCUGGCCUACAAUAUCCUGCAACGCCACGGCCACAGUGAACACAGCGCCACGUCCUCGGCAGCUCAUCAUAUGUGAGUUUGAAAAAAGAGGAUAAAAGACGAAAAAUAUCCCUUUAUAUUGGGGAGAGCUUUGAAACGUCAUAUCUGCGCUCCAAAAUAUUUUCCUUGAAAAUUAUUGGUUUUCUGUGACCAAGAGGUCAAGAUCUACAUACCCUCAAAAAAUGAGCUCCAUCGGAGACACUGAAAUUUCCAACUUUUGAGGGCUUUUUUCUAACUUUUUUCACAGACGUAUUGGGCAAUUUUUGAUACCAGAUUUGGAAUCAGCAUGAAAAACUACAUCUAGAAUAUGUGGUCUCAUUCAGAAGCCCCACUGCUUCCAAAGACCAUUCUCUAGUCGGAAAAUGUCUCUGAAAUUACUUGUUAUCAGUUUUUCCCGAAGGAAUCACGUGAAUCACUUCCGUCUAUGAGAAAAUGAAGCGAAUCUGGUGAAAUACGUCCAAAAAUGCGUUCAAAGUAGUUCCUGAAUAUUGAUAUUCCUGUUUUGAAUUUAUUCCCAAUAUUGCGAUUGAGUUCGAAGAAAUAAAAUCAAAACGAUGAGAAGCCGAAAAAAUCGUUUAAAGAUCCUGAAAAUCAAAAAAAUAUUAUUUAGAAAAUGAUUCUCGAAAAUCGCGUCACCUAGAGGAAUAUGCGCUCCAACGCUAAAAUACGAGAUUUUUUGGUUUUUCGGGAUAUUUGGCGAUCAAAAGGUCAAGAUGGAGAAUUACAAUUGUUAUGGGACGCCUCAGAUUGUUAUCAAAGCGAUCCAGCUUUUCUUGUUCUUGAAAUAAUUUUUUAAAUUUUUCUUGGAUAAAAUAAGAGUUCAUUCCUCUCCGUGAAAAUCGCGUUUUUCUAUUUUUUGAGAGGCUCUCAACUUCAGAAUAAUUUGUGGUGUUUCAAAAUUUGAAACACUUUUCGCCUUAAUGCAUUUCCUGUUGGCAGCUUUAAUGAAAUUACUAAAAAUAUUUGAGUUAUUCAAAUUUGACUUCAGUUUGUUUAUUAAAACUCAAAUUAUUUUACCAUUUUCUUUCAAAAGCCUCAGAACUCUAGUCAAGCGGUUAGAUUUGAGAAAAAUGAAAUACUGGAGGGAUAUAUCAGAAUCCGUAUCAAAAAAAAAAGAAAAGUUUUCCUCCCAUUUGAAGAUGCCUCCCCAAUGCAUUUCCUAUGUGCAGCUUCUCCCCUGAGGCAUCUUUGCCCUCACUUUUCUUCCCUUUUUGAACGGCUUAUCCACUCCUCGACGCCUUUUUUCGUUUGUUUUUAAGCUUAUAAGGAAGUUCCGAUUGAUUCUUGGCCCGUUGAAAUGUAUAGUCGCACGUUUUGAUAGUUUUUAGGGUCUUGAGAGGAAUUUUUUAAUGGAAUUUAGUGGUUUUCGAAAUGUUUACAAGUUUCAGGGAGUGAGUCAUUUUGAUUUGUUGGAAAUUUGGAAGCUUUGAAUUUUUUUUACUUUUAAAUUUUUUUUUUUCAAUUAUUCCAAUAUUUUUUGCCAUUUGCAUUUUUCGAACUGCAUUUUCAGGACUCGUUUCUUUUUUUCUGCUUUCAAAUCUUCUCUUUUUUUUUGUUUCUUCUUAGAAGGAAAAAGAGCACCUGAACAAGGAUAAAUCAACUCGUCAACGAACAGUAAAUGGAGAGAAAAACGGCUGUUAUUUAUAGAUUUCUAGUCUUUUUUAUUUCCUCAAGCCGAAAGGACGUUGGUGGCACUCGACGACUUCGACCUCGACACGUAGACUUGGAUUAUAUGUUUCUGGAAAUCCAUAAAUUGUUGAAAUGACCCGAAACUUGGUUUCCUUCAUUCAGAAGAAAGAUAAGCCGAUACAUUUUUUUUUAAGCUUUCGAUUUUGAAUUGAUUUGUUUUUCUUUCAAAUUAAGAACGAAAGUGUCAAAUUCCGGAAAACUAAAGUACUUUUUCGAACAAAAAUGAAAAACUGUAGGUGGAUUCAAGGCCUUAAAAGAGAAAAUCUUGAGAAAUUCAGGCGUCUUAAAGUUCCAGCUGACUAGGACGCAGAAAGAACAGAUAAUUUAUUUUUAAAAAAAUUCUAAAAAACAAAAUUUUGGCCACUUAUUCUCGUAAUUAUGACAAUUUGUCAGAAAUCUAGCCUCAGUUUUCCUUUUUUGUGAUUAUUUUUCUCCAGAAAAAUGUUCUUAACAUUUUCCAACAACCCAGCGCGCAAGUCGUUUUCGGUCGGUUGAAACAGUUCAAUUUAUUUUUCCCGAAGUUUUUUUGGAUUCAAAGCAAGCAGCUCUGUUUUUAAGGUUCAAAUUUUUAAAUAUAUAUUCAAAAAAAUUGCGCCCGACUUUUUACCUACUUUUCUAUUUCCUAUUCAAACUUGAGCUCAUGAUUUUUUUUUUCACGGGGUGCCUUGACAGUUUUUCAGGUUAGAUGUGGAAAAAUUAUUUCUUCGUCCUAUUUUCAGUCACAUUUUCAAUGCAAGACCUUCCAAUAACGAGCCGAAAAAGAAAAAUCAUUAAAACCCCAUUUUUCCAGGGGACCUUCCUCGGUGGAGAACGAGUGCGUUCGGACGUCGAUCAGCUCGACUUCGGCCCAAAUAACGGAUUUCGUCGGCCAAACGGCGCACCGACUCGGAAACGUCCUCGGAACCUCCUCGCCGGCCCCGAUCUCCAACGGAGGCUUCCAUCAGAACCCCUCUCUGGGAUCUGUCAACGCUACCUAUAGUUCGUUUGCGACCAGGACUCGGAAAACGUCCGGCUUUUCCAGAUAGCUCGCCGAAAGCCUCCGCCCUGAGCAACGUCUCCGACUGCGGCGACAUGCAGAACUAUCUGAACAGCAGCAAUGGGUCUCAUGAUAUGGUAGGUUGUAAUUUUGUAAGGGCUGGUUGAUCUAGGACUAUCAAUUCAAGAGUAGGAGCCAAGGAUUAUCUGUCAGGCGACAGUCCGCAAUAUGCCGUCGCGUGUAUGCACACUCCGGAUACUUUUUCUCGCAAGCAUGAGCAUAUAUCCGUUUAGAGAUCAUGGUAAACUCGGAGAUAACUGAAUCCUACUCUUCAUGUUCCCUUUGUACUGACCUGCCAAUCCAACAGAAAACAGGCCUUAGACAUUGUGUAGAACGAGGAGAGUACCAGUCUCUCCAAGUACCGUGCUCUCUAACCGUUUAUUUUUAUCUCUUUUCAUAUCAUUUUUCAUCAGCUCUCUCGUCCAUAAAUAUGUUAAAAACGCCAGAGUGGUCCCUGUAGGGGCUAGGGAGAGAAACUGCACCUCUAGGGGACGAAAAAGUGUUGAUAUUUAUCCCUCAAAAACGCUAUCCAUUAAGUUUUUCGACAUUCUUCUCCUCAGUCCAUAAGCAUGCCCUCUAAGAGCCAAGUAAACCUUAAAAAAGAGAUGAAGUGGUCUCUAGAGGGGAACCUCCAAGCUUUCUCCUAUAGGGGCCUUUCUGUAGUUCGUAAAGAAACUUUUUUCAAGUUAGUCUUCGAAAAAGAUCGAAUCCCUGUUAUUUUGUGAGAUCCUAUGGUAAGAUUCAUGAAAAUUGGACUUUUUUCAGCGUUUGAAAAAGAAAAAAAAACAAGUAAGUAAAAUCGUAUAUAAAUCCAUAUUUUUCCAAGGUAUUCGAAAAUACGAUCCAUUUGGCGCACGAUAUCGAAAGUCAACAUGCCUACGUCCAGAAUCUUUUCGAGAGCUUCAACGAUUUGAGCAGGUUUUUGAGAAGAAAGUUGGAAAAUUGAUGGAAUUUUUCAGAGAGGAAGACGUGAAAAAAUCCCUGCUAUCUCUUCACAAUAUGAUGUCUGAAGGAUCUUUCACCACUUGGGACACUUAUUUCCCCCGUCUUUUUGUUGAUCAUUUUUUUGAGGUAAAACAAUAGUAGAAUUUUAGGGGGAAGCUUGAAAUUUUGAAAAAGUAUUUUGACUGGGAGGAUUUUGUUUCAGUUUUAAGCUUUUUUUGCCUUUUCAAAUCGAAAUUUCAUUUAAAAUAAUUCUCAAACUAAAACUUGAAUCCAGGAAAAAGCCGCGAAAACUGAAAAUCUAUAACGUUCUGUUGCUAACUCUCGAAUUUUUGAGUUUCACCGAAGAAAAGGUGAAAAAAUAGCUUUAAGAGGUUCUAGAAACAAAAAAGUGAUAUUUUGUAAGUUCACUGCUUAUAGGGUACAUAAGAUGAGUCGUUCUGAUCUUGAAAAAAGAAAGUUUUGAAGAACCUUUAGGUAAAAUAGCUUUAUUCAGAGUAAAGAAGAAAAUUGAGAUUUUAGAAACUUUUUGAAAGGAGAAUGUAUAUUAGAAAUACAUAAAGACUAUUUCUAUCGAAAUUUUGACGCUCAGCUACUAAUUUUAAAGUUCUAAAUCUAUUCGAAAAAGAAGAUAGCCUGAAAACAGCUAUAGAUGGUUCACUGUCGAAAAAAAGGGUCCUGACACGAUUUUUCAAAAAGAGGAUGCUUGGUUGGUGGAGAGCGCAGACGGGCCACGCCCCUUUUCCUCGCAAACUCUCGAUAACUCGUUAACACGAGUCUGAUGUUUCUGAGCAGUUCAAGGAAACACUUAAGAGAGCUCACGCCACUAAAGUGGUCACUAGGAAUGCUCUGAAAGUCCGUUACCAAGGUUAGAGCUAUCCGGAAUCGGCUAUAAAACAAAAUAGCCUUCAAAUUCGAUAUUUGAUGUUCCAUUGAUAAUUUUGAUCUCUCAUGUCUUUUUCGAAAAUUGGGAAGUUCUGUGAUUAAAAGUGACCCAGGCCUUCUUGAUACCAAGAAAAAAAACUUUUAUACUCAUUUGAAAAAAAGCUCAAAAAAAGAUCCUUCUAGGUACUUGUAAAAUGCGGACCUUCCGUGAAAAAGCCGGCUCUCCGAGUCCUGAUCAAAAUGUGCCACGCCCAAGCCUCCCGCUUGUUUGACAGCACCGAAAUGGCGAUCUGCAAGGUCCUCGACGCGACCGUCGACGUCAGCGAUGGAACUGUAAUCAAUAGAUCGAUUGGAAAAAUCAAUAAUCACUCGAUUAAGCUUCUCGUCGUGGCCGAAGAUUGUCUCAGAACUCUGGCCACCCAUUUGCCGCUUUCGAAGGUGAUCAACUGCGCCUACGCGAAUUUGAACAAGGAGAAUGUGGUGGGUCUAGGCUGUUUUCAUAGGGAAAGUUAGCUCUGUUGAUAAGAAGCUUUUUUACUUGAACUCAAAAGCUAGAAAAGUGAAAUUUAUGAGUUGAUGUACUUUAUAAAGUGUUCAACGGAUAAAAGGUGAUUAUAAAAAGUUUUUCAAGACUGAAAAGAUUUUUGAACGAAAAAUGCGCUCUAUUGAGAAAAUUUUGAUUUUUGGGAGGAUAUAGGCUUGGAAGUUAAGGUUUUCACUGAAAAUCGUUUCCAAAAGGCGAGAGAAACUUUUUUUGAAUCAUAUUUGCUCCAUUGAUAAAACUUUGAUUAUUGAAGGAUCUAGAUUUCUCUCCUCGAAGUUUGCUGCAUGUUUAGAUUGGAAUUUUGAUAUUUAGGUUGAUAUAGUUGAUCCGAAGGAUUCGGUUAGAAAAUAGGAAAAUAGAGCUUGAUUUUAUAGUCUGUUGCGCCCUAAUGAUAAUAUCCCAUUUUAUAUUUUUUUUUUCUUGGUUGAUCAGCUUAGAAAUAAAUCAUUUUUGAGGAACUGUUCUUUUUUAAAAUUGCAACUUUUUCCAGGAAGAUUCUCGGGUGAUGUUAACUCUGAAGAUGCUGACGAGGUUGUUCGAAUCGACGCCCGCCGACGAGUUGGCCCCGAUUCUUGACGAAAUUGCGCCCUCCGUUGUUAAGGUGAGAAGAAAUGGAACAGUUGAGGUUGAGAAAUGGAUAUUUUGGAGGUAAAAAAGUUGGAUCAUUCAGAUUUAUAAAUUGGAUCCCUUGAAAAAAGGUCCUAAGGUCAGAAAAUGUACCCCUUAAGGUACAAAGGUUAAGGCCUCAAGAUUAAAAAAAAAAAUAGGGUCUUUAGGGUUUAACGUGGUACUCUAAAGUUGAACAGGGUCCUCUAAGGUUAAACUGGGUUCUCUAAGGUUGAACUGGGUCUUUUAAGGUUGAACUGGGUCUUCUAAAAUUAAACUGGAUCCUCUAAAAUUAUACUGGGUCCUUUGAAGUUCAACUGGGGCCUUUAAAGUUCAACUGGGUCUUCUAAGGUCAAACUAGGCCUUAUAAGGUUAAACUGGGUCCUCUAAAAUUGAACUGGGUCCUCUAAGGUACUCUAAGUUUAAAAAAAUAGGCCCUUCAAGUUUAUUUUCCUUUGGAUCUUUUAGCUUUUAGGGUUAAAAAAUUGGAUCAAUUGAAGUUUUAAAAAAAACUGGGUCCUUUAAGGUUUAAGAAAAUAGAUCCUUCAAGAAAAUAUCUUACAGGUUUCCAGUGAUAUCAUUCAUUUCACUCACAAAAAUAACUGGAAAUUUGAAGUGAACUGAAAAAUCAUCUUUUCCUGUUUUCGAAUCGAGGACGUCGUCUGGAAUCCACCAAUAAUAAAAAUAUUAAUUUCAUUCACUAAAAAUAACCAGGACUAAUAGAAAAAAGAGAAAGAAAAAGGAUAAAACCGAAUUUUUGGCCCCCUCUCACCUCCUAGUACAAAUAAUCGAUAUUUGAUAUAUUUCAAAAAGACGAUUUCAGAGCUACGACGCUCCAACUUCCGUGGUCCGAAAGUGUUCCGUCUUCUGUCUCGUUUCGAUGGUGAACAAACUCGGAAAUGCACCGCUGCAGCCCUACCUCGCCGAACUCUCUCACCACAAGGUAAUUUGCAAAAUCUGUUGAAAAUAGUCAUGGAUACGAGAUAAAAAUGAUCAAAAAAGUGAAAUUAUCGUCGUGGGUUUUUCCGAUUUUGAAGAAUAGGUGUUUCUACUAGGAUGACUUGAGUGUGAGGCAGUUGGUGAAAAUUGUUUCAACCGACCAAAAACGACUUGCGCGCCGGGUUAUCAGGAAUGGUUAAGGGAGUGUUUUGAAGGACAAUAAUCAAAAGUAAAAAUGUUCGCUCAGAACUUUUCAAAUUCGCUUUUUUGGUUAUUAGUGAGCCCAUCUGGAAUGGCUUAAUUGUGAUGCGGUUGAAAAAAAUUGCUUCACCAGACCGAAUACGACUUGCGCGUUAGGUUAUCAGGAUUUCCGACAACAGUUAUAGUUAUAAGUAUCCGCGGCCAAACGACCAGAAUUUGGUUUUUUAGUUUUUUCUUUCAUAGAUUUUUUUCCGACCUUCUAGCCAGCUGGAACUUUGAGACGCCUGAAUUUCGAAGUUUUCCAAGAUUUUCUCAUAUUAGGCAUCCUAGGAGGUUUUUUAAAAGCCUUUUUUAUCUCGAAAAAUAUUUUUUGACAAUUUUCGAGUUUUCUAGAGGUUUAUCCGGAAAAUUAGAAAUCCUUUUUUUAAUUGAAUAACUAUCUUUCCAAAAAAAAAUUGAGCCCACUCACAGUUUUUUUCAUUUUUUUGUUCAAAAAAAUAAUUUUUAGUUUUUUUCCGGAAUUUGACACUUUCGUUCUUAAUUUUGAAAGAAAAAAACAAAUCAAUUCAAAAUCGAAAGCUUAAAAAAAAAUGUAUCGGCUUAUCUUUCUUCUGAAUGAAGGAAACCAAGUUUCGGGUCAUUUCAACAAUUUAUGGAUUUCCAGAAACAUAUAAUCCAAGUCUACGUGUCGAGGUCGAAGUCGUCGAGUGCCACCAACGUCCUUUCGGCUUGA